AUGGUGAUUGUUUUUUCAGGUGCCCGGUAUGGCCCUUCGUUGAUGCCUGGCGGAAACCCUGACGCAUGGCCGCACCUCAAGCAUAUUUUCCAGUCAAUUUCAGCAAAGAGCGAUGGCGAGCCAUGUUGUGACUGGGUAGGUAAUGCUGGAGCUGGACAUUUCGUGAAAAUGGUCCAUAAUGGUAUCGAAUACGGUGAUAUGCAGCUGAUUGCGGAAGCCUAUGAUCUGCUACUGGAAGGUGUAGGACUCAACUAUGACCAGAUGGCUGAGGUCAUGGAAGAAUGGAAUCAUGGAGAACUGGACUCAUUCCUGAUUGAGAUCACCGCAAAAAUCCUGAAGUUCAAGGAUGAAAAGGGAGAACCGAUUCUGCCUAAAAUUCGCGAUUGCGCUGGCCAGAAAGGAACAGGAAAAUGGACAUGCUUCGCUGCGCAGGAAUAUGGAAUACCAGUAACGCUUAUAGGUGAGGCAGUAUUUGCAAGGUGUUUGUCGUCGCUGAAAGAAGAACGGGUGGUGGCAUCUUCUGUUCUUGCCAAGCCUCAUGUGAAUCAUGAUGAAGUGAUACCUGACAAGAGGGAGUUUAUCAAGCAUAUCAGUAAGGCCCUAUACGCAUCGAAAAUUGUCAGCUAUGCUCAAGGGUUCAUGCUGAUGGCUGAGGCGAGCCGUAAGUUUGACUGGAAGCUGAACUUCGGAGCUAUCGCAUUGAUGUGGAGAGGUGGAUGUAUAAUUAGAUCGAGAUUCCUCGGGGAUAUCAAGAAAGCUUUCGAUAAGAAGAAGGAUUUGCAGAACUUGUUAUUAGAUGAUUUCUUCUCUCAGGCGAUGGCCGAAUCGCAGAACUCAUGGCGCAUCGUUGUGACGUCGGCCAUCCGUUUAGGCAUUCCAGUACCGGCAAUGUCGGCAGCUUUGUCAUUCUACGAUGGGUACUCCAGAAAGGUGUUGCCGGCAAAUUUACUGCAGGCCCAGCGUGACUUCUUCGGUGCGCAUACGUACGAGUUGAUGGAUUCACCAGGCAAUUGGGUGCACACGAACUGGACAGGCCAUGGUGGAAGAGUAACCAGUAACGCCUAUAAUGCCUAA
This is a messenger RNA of Haemonchus placei, 1074 nucleotides long. The record is from the annotation of a GenBank genome assembly. NCBI's taxonomy places the organism in Eukaryota, Metazoa, Nematoda, Chromadorea, Rhabditida, Trichostrongylidae.